Brassica oleracea var. oleracea is the source of this 267-nucleotide messenger RNA. RefSeq names its product putative lipid-transfer protein DIR1. Bases 73 to 267 code for a protein of 64 amino acids. The record is from RefSeq and is a predicted model, not a curated record. The transcript has 2 exons. NCBI's taxonomy places the organism in Eukaryota, Viridiplantae, Streptophyta, Magnoliopsida, Brassicales, Brassicaceae.
AAUGGAUCACGAUAGAGUUGAGAGAGAGAGAGAGAAAAAAAGAGGGUUAAGAUAAACAAAAAAAAAGACAGAAUGGGUAAGAACAAUACCAAAAUCCUCAUCACGGCUCUUGUGAUGGUUGUAACCGCCGCGAUGAUGAUUGAAGAAGCUACGAGCAUUCCCAUAUGUGGCGUCAACACAAACGACUUGAAGAAAUGUAGUCCAGCUGUCACUGGAAACAACCCACCACCUCCCACUCCCCAAUGCUAUUCUUCCAAGAACGUAUGA